Messenger RNA from Erythranthe guttata (spotted monkey flower), 2782 nucleotides. RefSeq lists its product as uncharacterized. The record is from RefSeq and is a predicted model, not a curated record. Lineage: Eukaryota; Viridiplantae; Streptophyta; Magnoliopsida; Lamiales; Phrymaceae.
AUGUGAAUUAAAUACAGGCAGAGUAGUGGUACACAUUGAAGCAGAUUCCAGAUCUGCACAGCGGAAAUCAUCUUUCUUCCAUUUCACAAUUCCUUUCUGAAAGUUUCAUUUUAACCUCUGGAAAAAAAUUCAUUUGCUUCUCUUCUAAAAAAUAUGUUGAUAGGGCAACUGACUGCCGCUUUCCCCUCUUCGCCUUUUCACUUUUUCUAAGCAACCCAUAAAAACAAGUCAUUUCAUCCACAUUACACCUUUUUUAUUGCAUAUUUAUCACUGCGAAAGCAUCGCUGAAAUCAGGGAUCUGUACACCUCCAUCAUCAUCAGGAAACAUUUGCAAAAAUCGGGUUCUUUUUUGUUGAAGCAAAGGAAAUCAUGUUCAGGCAAUCGCCUCGAAGGAGCGGGAGAAACAAAGGGAUCAAAGUGAAGCACGUGCUGCAGAUAUGUCUCUUGCUCGGUGUUUCGAUAUGGCUGCUCUACCAAGUGCAGCACUCUCGUGACAAAAAGGCAUCGUUAGAGAAUGCGAAAGUUUUGUCCAAGAUUGAAGAGGAGAGUGAUCGUAUCAAGUUAGGGAGAAAGGAUCUCCAGCCGAAGAUCGAAGAAGAACAAGAAGAUGUUUCUGAAGAGAAGGAGAAAGAGGAUGACCAUCAAACGGAGGAGAAAUCGCAUUUUGACGAUGAAAAUAAGCCGGAGGAUCAGUGGCAUGAGGGAGAGAAUUCGGUGGAUGACAGAAAGGACAUUGAAGAUAGUAAGGAGAACGAGAACAGAGAAGAAGAGAAUGAGGAUAAGACGACGGACAGUGAAGAGAAGGAAACGGGUAGAGACGAGGAAAGUGAAACGAGUACAGAAAAGGAAAAUGAGGAGCAUGAGAAUGGGAAAGAAGAAAACGGUGGUUUGAAUAGUGAAGAGAAGGGGAAUGAGGAGAAAGGAGAUGAUGUUAAAGAAGGGGAUGGUGAAGGGAUUAAAAGCGAACUAACGAGAGAGAAUGAUGGAGAUAGUGAAAGCAGAGAGGGAAAACGUGAAGAAGAAGUAACCGGAGAGAAUGAGAUCAAAGAGGGCAAGAGUGAAGAAGAAGCAGGUGGAGAGAGUGAGAGCAAAGAAAAUAGUGAAGAGAAAACGGAAGAUAGUGACAGCAAAGAGAACAGAAGUGAAGAAACAACGGGCGAGAGUGAGAACAAAGAGAACAGAAGUGAAGAAUCGACGGGCGAGGGUGAGAACAAAGAGAACAAAGGUGAAGAAUCGAUGGGCGAGAGUGAGAACAAAGAGAACAAAAGUGAAGAAACGAUGGGCGAUAGUGAGAACAAAGAGAACAAAAGUGAAGAAACGACGGGCAGAAGUGAGAAUAAAGAGGGUGAAGAAACGACGGGCAGGAGCGAGAACAAAGAGGGUGAAGAAACGAUGGGCAGAAGCGAGAACAAAGAGGGUGAAGAAACGACGGGCAAGAGCGAGAACAAAGAGCGCAAGAGUGAGGAAAUAAGUGGAGGAGGUGAGAGCAUUGAGAAUAAAGGUGAAGAAACGACGGGCGAGAGUGAGAUCCAAGACAGCAAAAACAAAGAAACAACGACAGAAAACGAGAGCAAAACUGAAGAAACAACAGGAGAGGGUGAGAAGAAAGAUUAUAAAAGUGAAGAAACAAAAGAAGAGAACGAGAUCAAAGAGAUCAAAGGAGAAGAAAAAACAGGAGAGAACGAGAGCAAAGAGAACAAAGGUGAAGAAACAACCGGAGAAAACGAGCAGAAAGAGAAGAAAAACGAAGAGAAUGGUAAGAUAAAUGAGAAAGAAAGUGAAUCCUCACAAGAGAACCCAAUAGAAGAGAAGGGAGUCACACAAAAGAAGAAUGAUGGGAAGGAAGAGAUCAAUGGGAAGGAUGAAAGUGGUAGCAGCAACGAGCACGAGGAACAAAACAACAAACACGAAGACGGUUCAAUCGAAAAAUCUAGUUCAUUAGAGGGAUCCGAGGGUCAAGGAAAAACCGAUGAAAAUAAUAAUGACUCGAAGGAAAAUAAUGGAGCUGGAGAAAGUGUCUCUAGUAGUACAGAAAAUAGCGACACCAGUUCGAAUUCAAACAGCGGGAAUGAGAAUGAGGUGGACAACAGUAACUCUUCGAAGCCGGUAAACGACCACGAUUCUUCGGCAGAAACAACUGAAGCCAACGAAGAAAAGCACGAGGUGAAUAAUGAAAACCCUACCACAUCAACUGAUGAUAAUAAUGUCGUUCUAAAGGAACAAACGGAAAAAAUUGACACAAGCAAUGAGAAACCAGAUUCGGAUUCGGAAAACGGGAUUUCGAAGGAAUCAUCUACAACAAACGACUCCGAAACUACAAAUGUGAACGAGAGUAACUCAUCUGAUGAGAAAACAACAAAUUCGUUUAACGACAGUAAUGGAUCAGUGGACGAAGGGCAGAGUAAAAUGGAAGGUUCUUCAGAUGAAUCGUCGACUUCUAUUCCUCAAGAAGAGAAAGAUGCUCGAACGGACCUCGAGACCCUUCCGGAAACUGGGAACGAAGGCAACAACCUCGAUGCCACUGCAUAGUGAGAUAUUUUAUUUUACGAAUUAUUUGUAGUUGUCAAAAGUUUUUUGUUUCUUUGUGUUUUUAUCUUCUUUUUUUAGCUCUUGCAAAAAGCAAAUGUGAUAGUAUUCGAACUUUCGUCAAUCUCUUGCAUAAUGUACGCAGGUGCUACUAGCGUCGCGUUGAUGUGAAAUUUCGCAUCAGUGCUCGUUAAUUCUUUCUUUGUUAUCUCAAUUUUUUUCUGUCAAGUGUAAUCUCAAUUUUUUUUUUCUUUUU